AUGGACAGCAUUGGCAACCGUUCGAAUCGUUGCUCGGCGUCUAGUCUCCUUGGUAUCGUACUUCUACUUAUCAGCCGAGCAAGUCCAACACAGCCAGACGAAGUACAUAGCUCUUUUCAUCCAUUUCACGAUGCGCCCUCGCCAUUUAACAAGCCCACCGCGGAUACUAUCCUGCGCUCUGCGGACCUCGUUGAGUUUCGCGUACGGAAGAGCAUCUUGAUUGAGGCUUCUAGCCCUUUCGAAGGGAUGUUCUCGUUGCCCCAACCUCCCAUUGGUGAUGACCAGAGUGGCGAUACUCAGGCUGAGGGUGGACUGGAAAGCAGAGACGGGCUCCCAGUCAUCCCCAUGGCAGAAGACAGCCGCACCAUCGAGAAAUUAUUACGCAUCUGUUAUCCAGGUCGUCACCCGGCGAUAGACGAUUUGAUGACCUUACGGACCCUGUUGGCCGCGGCGACGAAGUAUGUGAUGGAUGAAGUUACGGAAGUCCUAAGGGAUGCAUUGUGUGCCUUCGCGCAAACGAUGCCUCUUCAAGUUUAUGCCUUUGCGAUCCAAUACAGAUUUGAGAAGGAGACGAGGGAGGCAGCACGGCGGUUCCUCAACCACAAGUUCGUCCUCGAAAAUGUGCCUGAACUGGCCAAUAUACCUGCCAGUGCAUAUUGCCGACUUCUCACUUACCGCGAACGUUGCAGUCAGAUUGCUAGAGAGAGUCAAGACGCGAUAAGGAAAUUGACUUUUGCUGAUGCUGCUUUUGCAAGAUUUUGA
Messenger RNA from Sparassis crispa, 762 nucleotides. RefSeq lists its product as hypothetical. The record is from RefSeq and is a predicted model, not a curated record. Lineage: Eukaryota; Fungi; Basidiomycota; Agaricomycetes; Polyporales; Sparassidaceae. Bases 1 to 762 code for a protein of 253 amino acids. The transcript has 3 exons. Gene Ontology annotation, molecular function: protein binding.